Messenger RNA from Chrysochloris asiatica (Cape golden mole), 1605 nucleotides. RefSeq names its product F-box and leucine-rich repeat protein 6 (gene FBXL6). Gene Ontology annotation, molecular function: protein binding. Lineage: Eukaryota; Metazoa; Chordata; Mammalia; Afrosoricida; Chrysochloridae. Gene Ontology annotation, cellular component: SCF ubiquitin ligase complex. The record is from RefSeq and is a predicted model, not a curated record. The transcript is spliced from 9 exons. Gene Ontology annotation, biological process: SCF-dependent proteasomal ubiquitin-dependent protein catabolic process. The coding region runs from base 1 to 1605 and encodes 534 amino acids.
AUGGCUCCCGGGGCGGCCCGACGGGCCCGGCGCAGGCCCCGGGGCGCGCCGCCGGCUCAGGCCCGGGUUGGCUCGGCCGAGGACUGGUGGUGGGAGCGGCUAGCACCGAGUGGUUCCGGGUUCCACUUACUGCAGGCGGACAGCAUGUUGCUGGUGCUGCCCGACUCCGGACCGGUCCGCGCCCACUCACAGAGACGCGCCGCCCGCCGUGCACAGCGCCAGCCGGCCUCGGGUCCCCGCGCCGCCGCAGCCAAGGCCAGAUCUCGGCCCGAGCCCGAGCCCGAGCCCGAGCAGGGGCCCGACCCGGGCUGGGGCGACCGGCUCCCCUUGGAAAUCCUGGUGCAGAUUUUUGGACUGCUGGUGGCGGCUGAGGGGCCCAUGCCCUUCCUCGGCAGGGCUGCGCGGGUGUGCCGACGCUGGCACGAGGCCGCCUCCCAGCCCUCGCUCUGGCACACCGUGACCCUGUCGCCCCCACUGGCAGGCCGCUCCACCAAAGGUGGAGCCAAGGCGGAGAAGAAGUUGCUUGCAUCCUUGGAAUGGCUUAUACCCAACAGGUUCUCCCAACUGCAGAGGCUGACCCUCCUUCACUGGAAGUGCCAGGUGUCCCCUGUGUUGAAGCUGGCUAGCGAGUCCUGCUCUCGGCUCACCUUCCUCAAGCUUUCCGACUGCCACGGGUUGACCCCCGACAUCCUGGUCAUGCUGGCCAAAGCCUGUCCCCAGCUCCACAGCCUGGAUCUGCAGCACUCGACGGUGGAGUCUACAGCUGUUACCAGUUUCUUGGAGGAGGUGGGGCCCCGGAUGCGCAGGCUGUGGCUGACCUACAGCUCCCAGACCACAGCCAUCCUGGGCGCACUGCUGGGCAGGAACUGUCCCCAGCUCCAAGUCCUCGAUGUGAGCACUGGUCUAAGCCGUAACACCACCCCCCUGCAGCUGCCAGUGGAGGCCCUACAGAAAGGCUGCCCCCAGUUGCAGGUGCUGCGACUGCUGAAUCUGGUGUGGCUACCCAAGCCUUCUGGGCGUGGGGUAACCCCAGGCCCAGGCUUCCCCAGCCUGGAGGAACUCUGCCUCGCCAGCUCCACCUGCAACUUUGUGAGCAAUGAGGUCCUGGGCCGUCUACUGCAUGGCUCCCCCCGCCUGCGUCUGCUGGAUCUUCGAGGCUGUGCCCGUGUCACGCCGGCUGGCCUGCACCAUCUGCCCUGUCAGGAGCUGGAACACUUGUACCUGGGCUUGUAUGGCAUGUCUGACCGCUUGACACUCGUCAAGGAGGGCAGUCCCCUGCUGACCCAGAAGUGGUACUGCACCUUGCGGGAACUGGACUUGAGCGGCCAGGGCUUCAGUGAGGUGGACCUGGAUCAGGCCCUAGCCGCCUUCUCCCGUGCCUCUGGGGGCUCACACCCCGCCCUGUGUUCCCUCAACCUCAGGGGCACACGGGUCACAGCCGGUACAGUCAGCUCUGUGAUAAGCAGCUGCCCAGGCUUGGCGUACCUCAACCUGGAGUCCUGCCGCUGUCUUCCCCGGGGCCUGAAGCGGGCCUACAGGGGCUUGGAAGAGGUGCAGUGGUGCUUGGAGCAGCUGCUCAGCAGCCCCCCAUCCCCAGCUAAGUAG